Molecule: messenger RNA, 1255 nt
Organism: Dioscorea cayenensis subsp. rotundata (Guinea yam)
Lineage: Eukaryota; Viridiplantae; Streptophyta; Magnoliopsida; Dioscoreales; Dioscoreaceae
Product: methylcrotonoyl-CoA carboxylase subunit alpha, mitochondrial-like
Cellular component (GO): mitochondrion
Molecular function (GO): ATP binding; methylcrotonoyl-CoA carboxylase activity; metal ion binding
Source: RefSeq, a predicted model, not a curated record
AUGAGGACUGCGCGGCGGCUUGGGAUUCGGACCGUCGGCGUUUACAAUGAUGCCGACAGGGAGAGUCUUCAUGUGAGGUCUGCGGAUGAGGCGGUUCGGAUUGGCCCUCCACCUGCCCGGGAAAGCUACCUCAAUGCCUCCGCCAUCGUUAAGGCUGCUCCGCGGACUGAUCCACAUUUAUGUUUUAGUCUUAUUUUGGCUGAAAAUUUCCAGUUGUUUCAGAUGAAACAGUGGAAACCGAAUCACUAUAAUCAAAUACAGAAAUUUCUGUUAACUCUAUUAAUGGCUAUCCAUCUAGGCUAUGAUUUUUUAUUAGAGAGUGCCGACUUUGUCACUUUGCACAACUUUGUCAAAGUGAAGGACUAUCAUUUAUUGGGCCUCCAUUAUCUGCCAUCGGACAUUGACAUUACAUCUUCUGGUACUGCAUCAAAGAGGAUCAUGAAUGCAGCUGGGGUACCACUUGUGCCUGGCUAUCAUGGUGAUGAACAAAGCAUUGACUACUUAAAGGCUGAGGCUGAAGCUGAAAAAAUUGGAUAUCCUAUCCUCAUAAAGUCCACACAUGGUGGUGGUGGUGGUGGUAAGGGGAUGAGGAUAGUCCAGGGAUCAGAUGAAUUUGUUGAAGCCUUACUGGGAGCUCAGCGUGAAGCUGCUGCCUCUUUUGGCAUAAGUAAUUUGUUAGAGAAAUAUAUCACUCAACCUAGACAUAUAGAAGUCCAGGUGUUUGGAGACAAGCAUGGGAAUGUCGUACAUUUAUAUGAAAGAGAUUACUGUGUGCAAAGAAGACACCAAAAGAUAAUCGAAGAGGCUCCAACACCAAAUGUAGUUAAGGAGUUCCGCUCCUUAGGUGAAGCUGCUGUCUCUGCUACAAAGGCCGUAGGCUACCACAAUGCUGGAACUGUGGAAUUUAUAAUGGACACAACUUCAGGCCAAUUCUAUUUCAUGGAGCUGAAUACACGUCUGCAGGUUGAACAUCCAGUAGCUGAGAUGAUUGUUGGUCAAGAUCUUGUGGAAUGGCAGAUUCGUGUUGCAAAUGGAGAACCCCUUCCCUUGACCCAAUCAGAAAUUCCUGUGGGAGGGCAUGCUUUUGAAGCUCGGAUAUAUGCUGAAAAUGUACCCAGAGGAUUCCUUCCUGCUACUGGAAAGUUGCAUCACUAUCAUCCAGUUUCUGUGACACCAUCAGAUUUAUGAUAAUUAAUUAUCACGAAAGAAGAGGACAAGUGACUAGCAAUUUCAGCAAAUAGCCUUAUCUUAGGAA